This is a messenger RNA of Mastomys coucha (southern multimammate mouse), 5868 nucleotides long. It is a transcript of the gene Eif4g3, whose product is annotated as eukaryotic translation initiation factor 4 gamma 3. The record is from RefSeq and is a predicted model, not a curated record. Lineage: Eukaryota; Metazoa; Chordata; Mammalia; Rodentia; Muridae. Gene Ontology annotation, cellular component: eukaryotic translation initiation factor 4F complex. Gene Ontology annotation, molecular function: mRNA binding; translation initiation factor activity; protein binding. The transcript has 37 exons. Bases 135 to 5630 code for a protein of 1831 amino acids.
UCCCAGCCUCCCCCCGGCCCCCCGCUCCCGCCGCCUCCCCGGGUCUGCCCCCAUCCCGCCCGUCCGCUGCCCCCGGCCCCUGCACCCCGGCGCGCCCGGUCCCGCUCUGGGGGGGUUGGUGGCUUCGCUUUGCCAUGAGUUUACCGCAGAAACCGGCUCUGAAAUCAGGCUCAGCGGCUGCAGCAGGAACCGGACCCGGCACCGGAGCGGCGGCGGCGGCGGCGGUACCGCCUCCUCACCCGGCGGCGGCGGCGGCAGCGGCGGCGGCAGCGGCGGCGGCGGCAGCAGCGGCGGCGGCCCCUCCUCACCCGAACAUCAGGGCCCUCCAGACCCCGGCACCCCAACAAAUCCCCCGAGGACCGGUGCAGCAGCCUCUGGAGGACCGGCUCUUCCCUCCCGCGGUCUCUGCAGUCUAUAGCUCGGUAACACAAGUAGCAAGACAGCCAGGACCCCCGACCCCUUCCCCUUACUCAGCACAUGAAAUAAGCAAAGGGCACCCCAAUCUUGCGGCCACGCCCCCGGGACAUGCGUCGUCCCCUGGACUCUCUCAACUCUCCUUAGAUGCUGGAGCACAUGAACAGCCAGGAAGCCCUGGAAGGGUUGUCAGUUACUGUUGUGGUGGUUUAUUAUCUGUCUGUGAGAUUGCACCUGAUUUGACCCCUUAUCCCUCUGGACAGAAUGCAGGUCCAGCCACAUUGGUCUAUCCUCAAGCCCCUCAGACAAUGAAUUCACAACCUCAGGCCCGGUCUCCGCCCAGCAGAGCAGUGCCAAUGCAUUGCACAGACACCUGGAAGAGGAGGAAGGUUUUGGAACAGACUCCCGUUUACAGGUCCCUGGCUGGAAGAGGCUGGAUAAAAUACUGCAUUUUUGCAGCGGGGCCUCGACCUGCCCAUCAUCAGGGAGGAUUCAGACCCAUCCAGUUUUUCCAGAGGCCUCAGAUCCAGCCUCCCAGAGCUGCCAUUCCAAACAGCAGUCCUUCCAUUCGUCCUGGUGCACAGACGCCUACCGCCGUGUAUCAGGCCAAUCAGCACAUCAUGAUGGUUAACCAUCUGCCUAUGCCAUACCCAGUGCCCCAGGGGCCUCAGUACUGUAUACCACAGUACCGCCACAGCGGCCCUCCGUAUGUGGGGCCUCCACAGCAGUAUCCAGUUCAGCCGCCCGGCCCGGGCCCUUUUUAUCCUGGACCAGGACCUGGGGACUUCGCUAAUGCUUAUGGAGCGCCUUUUUACCCAAGUCAGCCAGUGUAUCAGUCAGCACCCGUCAUAGUGCCUGCGCAGCAGCAGCCCCCUCCAGCCAAGAGAGAGAAAAAAACUAUAAGAAUUCGAGAUCCAAAUCAGGGAGGUAAGGACAUAACAGAGGAGAUUAUGUCUGGAGGCGGCAGCAGGAAUCCUACUCCACCUAUAGGAAGGCCUGCGUCCACACCCACUCCUCCUCAGCAGCUGCCCAGCCAGGUCCCUGAGCACAGCCCUGUGGUAUAUGGGACUGUGGAGAGCGCUCAUCUUGCUGCCAGCACCCCUGUCACUGCAGCUAGCGACCAGAAGCAAGAAGAAAAGCCAAAACCAGAUCCAGUGUUCCAGUCUCCUUCAACAGUCCUUAGGCUCGUGCUUAGUGGGGAGACGAAAGAGCAAGCAGGCCAGAUGCCUGAGACUGCUGCAGGAGAGCCUACCCCAGAGCCUACUCGGACUUCAUCACCCUCCACCCUUCCUCCACUUGCCCGGAGUUCAGUUCCUUCCCCCAUGUCCGCUGCCCUUAGCAGUCAGCCACUGUUCACUGCUGAGGACAAGUGUGAACUUUCUUCCUCAAAAGAAGAUGCACCUCCUGUACCCAGCCCCACAUCUUGCACAGCAGCAUCAGGCCCUUCACUAACAGAUAACAAUGAUAUAUGCAAGAAACCCUGUAGUGUAGCACCUCAUGAUAGCCAGCUAAUUUCUAGUACUAUCCUAAUUAAUGAAAUGAAUGGAGUUGGUGAAAAAUUACCAGCCAAGGAGAACACUGUGGACAUGGUGAGACAGGAAGUGCUGCCAUUGACUCUCGAAUUGGAGAUUCUGGAACAUCCCCAGGAAGAAAUGAAAGUGGAGUGUACCCCGACUUCCAUUGCCCCAUCCACGCUGCCUUCCUUCUCCCCAGCUCCUCCAACUCCCCCCGCUUCACCUCCUUGUCCUCCUGUUGUCCUAUCUGCCACCAUUGCUCGUUCUCCUGCUGUUGCCACUGAUGUCCAGAGAGUUGCCGCCGAAGAGGGAGAAAGCCUGAGAACUUGCCUUAGCAAGGAUGCAAAGGAGACGGUGGACAAAGCAGAGGCAGAGGCAGCCGGGCGAGCAGAGGAGACCGCAGACCCCGAGAACUUUCAUUCAGGACGGAGCCCUGCCCCAGUGCAAACAGCUACCACUGCACCAAAGACGUGGAAGAAGACAAAAGAGCGGGCCCGAACUCCAGAUGAAGUGGCAGAAGCAGAGGCAGAGCCUAAAGCCGAAGAAGAGCUUGCAGUUGACAGUGUCCUUGAACCUGAGCAAGAGAAGAUGAGCCAGGGGUUUCAUUUUGAGAGAGACUCCUCUGCCCUGAAGAGAGUGAAAGCGGAGGAAGAAAACGGAGAAGAAGCUGAGCCCGUCCGCAAUGGCGCUGAGAGUGCUUCUGAGGGAGAAGGAGGGGAUGGUAAUUCAGGCUCUACUGAUAGCUCUGGCGAUGGGGUCACAUUCCCCUUUAAAGCAGAGUCCUGGAAGCCUACAGAUACAGAAGGCAAGAAGCAAUAUGACCGGGAGUUCCUUUUGGACAUCCAGUUUAUGCCUGCCUGUAUCCAAAAACCAGAAGGUCUGCCUCCCAUCAGUGAUGUGGUUCUUGACAAGAUCAACCAGCCCAGAUUGCCGAUGCGGACCCUAGAUCCUCGCAUUUUGCCUCGAGGACCUGACUUCACCCCAGCCUUUGCAGAUUUUGGAAGGCAGACGCCUGGUGGAAGAGGCGUGCCUUUGUUGAAUGUUGGACCUCGGAGGUCUCAACCUGGCCAGAGAAGGGAGCCCAGAAAGAUAAUCACUGUCUCCGUAAAAGAAGAUGUGCACUUGAGAAAGGCGGAGAACGCCUGGAAGCCCAGCCAGAAGCGGGACAGCCACACCGAUGACCCCGAAAGCAUUAAAACGCAGGAACUUUUUAGAAAAGUUCGAAGUAUCUUAAAUAAACUGACACCACAGAUGUUCAACCAGCUGAUGAAGCAAGUGUCGGCACUUACCGUGGACACGGAAGAGCGGCUAAAGGGGGUCAUCGACCUGGUCUUUGAGAAGGCUAUCGAUGAGCCCAGCUUCUCUGUGGCAUAUGCAAACAUGUGUCGGUGCCUAGUAACGCUGAAGGUGCCCAUGGCAGACAAGCCUGGCAACACAGUGAAUUUCCGGAAGCUACUGCUUAACCGCUGCCAGAAGGAGUUUGAAAAAGAUAAGGCAGAUGAUGACGUCUUUGAGAAGAAGCAGAAAGAACUGGAAGCUGCCAGUGCUCCAGAGGAAAGGACAAGGCUUCACGAUGAACUGGAAGAAGCCAAGGACAAAGCCCGGCGGAGAUCCAUCGGCAACAUCAAGUUCAUUGGAGAACUCUUUAAACUCAAAAUGCUGACGGAGGCCAUCAUGCAUGAUUGUGUGGUGAAACUGCUUAAGAACCAUGAUGAAGAGUCCCUGGAGUGCCUAUGUCGCCUGCUCACCACUAUCGGCAAAGACCUGGACUUUGAGAAAGCAAAGCCACGCAUGGACCAGUAUUUUAACCAGAUGGAGAAAAUCGUCAAAGAAAGAAAAACUUCCUCCAGGAUUCGGUUCAUGCUUCAGGAUGUAAUCGACCUCAGGCUGUGUAAUUGGGUAUCCCGACGAGCAGAUCAGGGGCCAAAAACUAUUGAGCAGAUUCACAAAGAGGCCAAAAUAGAAGAACAAGAGGAGCAAAGGAAAGUCCAGCAGCUAAUGACCAAGGAGAAGAGAAGACCAGGCGUACAAAGAGUGGAUGAAGGUGGGUGGAACACUGUACAAGGGGCCAAGAACAGUCGUGUACUGGACCCCUCCAAGUUUUUGAAAAUCACUAAGCCUACCAUUGACGAGAAGAUCCAGCUGGUUCCUAAGGCCCAGCUGGGCAGCUGGGGCAAAGGCAGCAGCGGUGGAGCAAAGGCGAGCGAGACCGAUGCCUUACGGUCAAGUGCUUCCAGUUUAAAUAGAUUCUCUCCUCUGCAACCUCCAGCACCUUCAGGGUCCCCGUCAGCCACGCCUUUAGAGUUUGAUUCCCGACGGGCAUUAACCAGUCGUGGGAGCAUGGGCAGGGAGAAGAGUGACAAACCGCUUCCAGCUGGAACCACCCGUCCCAACACGUUCCUGAGGGGCAGCAGCAAAGACCUGCUAGACAACCAGUCUCAGGAAGAGCAGCGCAGAGAGAUGCUGGAGACAGUGAAACAGCUGACAGGAGGCGUGGAUGCUGAGCGGGCCAGUGCUGAGGCCGACCGAAGCAAAACGAGGGAGCUAGCAAAAUCAGAAAUGUGUGCAGUGCCAGCCCCUGACAAGCCUGCACUGUCAGAAGAGGAAGUGGAGAGGAAGUCCAAGUCUAUCAUUGACGAAUUCUUGCACAUCAAUGACUUUAAGGAGGCCACGCAGUGCAUAGAGGAGCUGAGUGCCCAAGGCCCACUGCAUGUGUUCGUGAAGGUGGGUGUGGAGUUCACCCUGGAACGGAGCCAGAUCACCAGGGACCACAUGGGCCACUUACUGUAUCAGCUGGUGCAGUCAGAAAAACUCAGCAAGCAGGACUUUUUCAAAGGUUUUUCUGAAACCUUGGAGUUGGCAGAUGACAUGGCCAUUGAUAUCCCCCAUAUUUGGUUGUACCUGGCUGAACUAGUCACCCCCAUGUUAAAAGAAGGGGGAAUCUCCAUGAGAGAACUUAUUGUGGAAUUCAGCAAGCCAUUACUUCCUGUUGGCAGAGCUGGGGUCCUGCUUUCUGAAAUCCUGCACCUUCUAUGCAGACAAAUGAGCCAUAAGAAGGUAGGUGCCCUGUGGAGGGAGGCCGACCUCAGCUGGAAGGACUUUCUGCCGGAAGGGGAAGAUGUGCAUGCUUUUCUCUUGGAGCAGAAGUUGGACUUCACGGAGUCAGAAGGGCCCUGCUCCUCUGAAGCACUCUCAAAGAAAGAACUGUCUGCCGAGGAGCUGGCUCAGCGCCUGGAGAAACUCAUCAUGGAGGACAGAGCAGACGAUGAGCGGAUCUUUGACUGGGUGGAGGCUAAUCUAGACGAAAGCCAAAUGAGUUCGCCUACAUUCCUUAGAGCUUUAAUGACGGCCGUUUGCAAAGCAGCUAUCAUAGCUGAUUGCUCUACCUUCAGAGUGGACACUGCUGUGAUCAAGCAGAGAGUGCCGAUCUUACUCAAGUACCUAGACUCAGACACAGAGAAGGAACUGCAAGCACUUUAUGCACUACAAGCAUCCAUAGUAAAACUUGACCAACCUGCCAAUUUGCUCCGGAUGUUUUUUGAUUGCCUGUAUGACGAGGAGGUGAUAUCAGAGGACGCCUUCUACAAAUGGGAGAGCAGCAAGGACCCUGCUGAACAAAAUGGGAAGGGCGUGGCCCUCAAAUCUGUCACAGCAUUUUUCACGUGGCUUCGAGAAGCAGAAGAGGAGUCCGAGGAUAACUAAUACUUCAAAUACACAAACGAAACAAAAGAAACAAUUUAAGUAUUUUUUUAAAAAAUUUCACGUCUUCGCCAAUCACAGUGCAGCAAGGCCAACUCUCGCAGAAACCCCACGUGUGCGUGAGUGGGAGAGGGGACAGGAAUCAGGUGAUCAUGGAGGAUAAAGGUCCUGGAACAAGCAAACAGCAAACCUGAGGGCGGGAGCUCCAAAACCAAAAUACAUGUACUAUUUAUAGAAAAUA